AUGACGCGAAUGCUGAACCACUCGUGCGAUGCAGCAUGUCACUUUGUGGAGAUGAUUAACCGCGCGAACGUUGUGGUGAUGGUGGUGGCGAAGCGCACGAUUGAAGAGGGAGAAGAGGUGACUGUCGACUACGUGGACCCAUGGUUUGGUGAUAUGGUGCGCAUUGCGUUGUACUGGUUUGAUAACCUUCCGUAG
Molecule: messenger RNA, 195 nt
Organism: Phytophthora nicotianae INRA-310
Lineage: Eukaryota; Oomycota; Peronosporomycetes; Peronosporales; Peronosporaceae
Exons: 2
Coding region: 1-195 (64 amino acids)
Molecular function (GO): protein binding
Source: RefSeq, a predicted model, not a curated record